Peromyscus eremicus (cactus mouse) is the source of this 2966-nucleotide messenger RNA. It is a transcript of the gene Sgcb, whose product is annotated as sarcoglycan beta. The transcript is spliced from 6 exons. NCBI's taxonomy places the organism in Eukaryota, Metazoa, Chordata, Mammalia, Rodentia, Cricetidae. Bases 178 to 1071 code for a protein of 297 amino acids. Gene Ontology annotation, cellular component: sarcolemma; sarcoglycan complex. Gene Ontology annotation, biological process: muscle organ development. The record is from RefSeq and is a predicted model, not a curated record.
CAGAUAGAAGCUGAAGGCAGGUUCCUCCUCUAGGAAGCAGUAAAGUCAAGGUUUCCUGUGGAGUGCCAAUACAAUACCAGUGUGCAUUCUCUCUGGGCAGACCAGAAUUAUUUUCCUGUAUGAUCCUUCACGUCCAGUUUGCCUAAGCAAAGUUCCAAUGGACCAGUGAAGAAGUCCAUGCGGGAGAAGGCUGUGGAGCGGAGGAACGUUAACAAAGAGCACAAUAGUAACUUUAAAGCCGGGUAUAUUCCUAUCGAUGAAGAUCGCCUCCAUAAGACUGGCCUGAGAGGGAGAAAGGGCAACCUGGCCAUCUGUGUGAUUGUCCUCCUGUUUAUCCUGGCUGUCAUCAACCUACUCAUUACACUUGUCAUCUGGGCUGUGAUUCGCAUCGGGCCAAAUGGCUGUGACAGCAUGGAGUUCCACGAAAGCGGCCUGCUGCGAUUCAAGCAAGUGUCUGACAUGGGCGUCAUCCACCCGCUCUACAAGAGCACCGUGGGAGGAAGGAGGAAUGAGAACCUGGUCAUCACUGGCAACAACCAGCCAAUUGUUUUUCAGCAAGGAACAACCAAGCUGAGUGUAGAAAAGAACAAAACGUCUAUCACCAGUGACAUUGGAAUGCAGUUUUUUGACCCAAGGACACAGAACAUCUUAUUCAGCACGGAUUAUGAGACUCACGAGUUUCAUCUGCCAAGUGGAGUGAAAAGUCUGAAUGUUCGGAAAGCGUCCACUGAAAGGAUUACCAGCAAUGCUACCAGUGACUUAAAUAUCAAAGUUGACGGGCGUGCAAUUGUGCGUGGCAAUGAAGGCGUGUUCAUCAUGGGCAAAACCAUCGAAUUCCACAUGGGGGGCAACGUGGAGUUAAAGGCUGAAAACAGCAUCAUCCUCAAUGGAACCGUGAUGGUCAGCCCAACGCGUCUGCCCAGUUCCUCCAGCGGGGACCAGUCGGGGAGCGGUGACUGGGUACGAUACAAGCUCUGCAUGUGUGCAGACGGCACACUCUUCAAAGUACAAGUGACGGGCCACAACAUGGGCUGCCAGGUGGCAGACAACCCUUGCGGAAACACUCACUAGGAGCUCUGUCCCCAGGGUCAGUGUGUUCCACUCUCCACUUGACCUUUUCUUUUUAAGAAUGCAUGUGAACCAUCUUUUUACAGUUUGCGGUAACUUGUGUUUUAACUGGGGAGCACCACUGUAUUGAUUAUGUACGCUCCACACUUAAGAGACUUUUGAGUGCCUAAAUUCUGAUAUGCUUUAUUAAGUUGCACUGAUACUAAAAUGACAAUUCUCUAAAAUAAUUAUGAGAAAUUAAUAAAAUGAAAAGUAAUCUUGAAGUGUUUUUAACAUUCUGCUAUCUCUUGUCUAAAGGACAAAGGGAUGAAGAACUGUGUAAGUAAGCCUCUGGUUAUUUCCAGAUCCACUCGAGUUGUCUGGAGAGCAUAGCAUCACUGUCUGUGCUCUGUCUUUUGGCUUUUACGGGAAAGGCACAGAUUUUUACUGCAUUAACCCGAAGCCACAUUUUCACAAACAAGUCAUUGAAGAACUUUCCAUCUAUGAGCUUGUAAGAAACUAUGUUUCCUUAGUUUUGCACUAAAGAAAAUACUCUGUCAUGGAAUGUUUACUUGAAAUAAUGAUACAUAUAAGUAUCUGCAGUGUGUAACCAUUGAACUCCAACCCCAGUUCUCACUAGUGUGUACUGUUGCUAGUGGUAACAGUAGCUGUCAUCAGUGGACCUCCUCUUCCCCAGCACCGUCCUGGACACUGUGUGUUUAGUCUCUCUCAUUCUCUCUGCACCUCUCAGGAAGUGCUUCAAUCCACCUUCACCCAUCAGGAAACUGAAUCAAAGAAGCUAAGGAGCUGCCCCACACCAACCACAUAGUAAAGGAUGGAUCCUGGGUUGGCAUUCAAGUACAAUUCUAAACUAGGGGAAACUGAUUCCAAGUGUGUUUCUGCCUUUAUACUCUACACUGAAUUGUCAAUUAUUUAAAACUCUCAGAAGAUGGAAAGGGCCUAAUUCUAAUUUACCUAAUAGGUAAAAAUCAAACAUGUGUGCUGCUCUAGUUAAGAUACUAAUCUGUUAGAAAAUAUGACCAAUCACUGUCAGAUUUUAAACUAUCUUGAGCCAAUUCCAAGCUGUCAUUCAAUAGACAGAUCUGCUUGGUCUGCGUGCCACAUGGGAGCACCUGAAUGAGUUACAGAGAGGCCAGUAUGUUAUUCUUUAAGCGCUGGGGAGGCUCAGGGGAAAUGGGGAGGCUAGGCCUCAGUAGGGCCUGCUGCCCGAUGUAUUUCCUCCAGUGUCCCAUACCAGUGUCCCCCUUUAGAAGUGUACUGCACCCAAGAACUAGUACACACUAGGACAAAGGGUGCUGAUGCAGGAGAUGAUGCAGGUGAUGUUUAGCUAGGUAUAAAACUUUGAUCUCUGCUCCUCAUCUCACUGUCUCAUUUUAACUACUUACAGCCCUCAAACCAGUGGAUUCUAGUGUAUUUUAUACUUGAUUGGAAAGGAAUUUUCUGGUAUUACUAAGAUACAUGGGAUCGGGUACCCAGAAUGCAUAGCUGUAGACAGCAGGGAGGUGUCAUGGGCCUAGCCACACAGAAGGACGCUUGUAUACUGUCAUGGUCAUGUGUAGAUAAGAAAACCAACCUAGAAAACAGUUUGUGUUCAAUACUGUCACAGUUCUGUCAAGUGGAAAAAAACUGAAUACCUUAGAGAUUGUGAACUCAGGCUGAGUUAAGAUUGACUUGAGACCUGACACUAAGUGCAGGUUAUAGAUGUAAAGGAAGAGAGCGAUGUAUGCCUCUGGAUAUGGUCAAGGAUUGUUUAAUAACUUAAAAAUGCCCAGAAAAAUCAUGUUUGGAGUUCUCAUUUCCAUGCUCAGUGUAUUUUUAAAUUGUACAUUUGUUACAUGUUCUUUUUCAAUUUGUUUUGAGAAUUUCUUUAAAUAAAUAUUUUUACUAAAAACACAGAA